CUCUGCAUUUCAAAUUUUGAAUAUUUUCUCUCUCUCUCACAAAUAAAAAGGCUACAAUCUUUUUUAAAAAUUGAUUCUUGGACAGCGUUCCACACCCCCUAUUCUAUUCCAUUCUCCUUUUCUUUCUUUCUUAACACCAUUUCACCUUCCAUUUUUCUUCAGGUGAGAAUCUUUCUCUCAAAAUUCCAUGGGUGCAUGUUUCAGUAAGAAGAAAGAGUCUUCUCCUUCUAACCCUUCCCCUCUUGCUGCAACCAAGUCAUCUUCUUCCACAGCACCUGCUGUGCCUGAGCUGAAGAGUCCUUCUCUUAGUGGUGUCACUGUUUCCAAACUCAAGGUGGAAACUGACCCAGAAGUGAAACUGAACAAGGAGAACACUAAGAAAGUGGAAGAGAAGCAUGAGACAGUGCCAGAAGGUGAAGGGCAUGUGAAAAAAGAGAUUUUUAUCAUCAAGCACAGGAAGAGCCAUGAUGACAGAGAGAGAAACUCCAACACAGCUCAGCAGAACGCCACCACUGAAUCAAUGUGUGACAAAACUGCACCAGCAGCACCACCACCAGCAGUAGUAGCAGUGAGGACUUCAAGCUGCACGAAAGAAGAGGUGGAUGCUAUUCUCAUACAGUGUGGGAGACUCAGCAGAAGCUCUUCAGGCAAUGCUGUUGCUGCCUCUGGAGAACACAGGAGAAGGUACUCAGGCUCAAAGAGAAGCUACGAUUUUGACCACUGUGACAAUGACACCAUCUCCAAUGAAGAGGACACAAGGAAAGCCAAUGCAAGUGAAAACAGCAGUGAAUUGUGUGAGGAUGACAGACAUCAAUACCGGCCGCGGCACCGCCAGUCGCCGAGUCCAAGGCCUUCUUCUCAUGAAAGGAGGAGAAGAACACCAAGCAGGGAAAGAGAGCAGCAACAAAGAUCAAGCAGUAGAGAGAGGAGAGUCAGUAGAUCUCCUGGAAGAAGAUCAUCAGAUAACACCACACCUGCUGCCAAUGCAAGAAGCAAUAAUAGCAACGCUGUUUCUAGGCCUGGAAAAAUGGUUUCUGUGCCUGCCACUGUCUCUUCACUAGUGAUGGAUAAGAGUAACAACAAUGGUGGUGGUGAAUCUGCAGCAGCCACUGGCAUCAAGAGGAUCACAGUGAAGAGAAAUGUUGGUGCUGCCUCGCCACGAUCUCAGUCUCCUGCAAGAGCAAUUGGGAAUGCAGCAAAUGCUGGUAAAGCAUUCAAUGAGAGUCAGCAGCAGCAGCCAUCACUUAGCCGCAGCUCUUCAAGGAAAGCAGAACAAUCACCUUACAAAAGAAAUCCACUCAGUGAGAUUGAGCCUAAUUCCCUUGCUUUUCCACAUUCAACACCCAACAACAACAACAGCAGGGUGCAAAACAAACCCAGAAAAGAAUUUGAAAUUGAAGCUACUCAGAAACCAAAUGGCGGCAGAACUGUAUUGGACAAGGGCAUGAUUGCAAAUUGCAAGACAAAGGUGCAACAAGAGGAAGAUGUGAAAAUGCAGCCUUCAAUUACUGAUAAUAUUGUUGUGAAAACAAUGGUGCCACCGGGGGUUGACAACCUAAAACCUCACACAUUAACAAGAAGCAGAUCUGCAAGGCGAUCCCGGGAUUUAGACCUAAACCCUGAAGCUCUAUUGAAUCCUCCACAGUCCUACACUUCACUGCUGCUUGAAGAUAUCCAGAAUUUUCAUCAAAAGAGCACACCUUCUGUUCCUCUCCCAGCUUGUGUUACCAAAGCUUGCUCUAUCCUUGAAGCUGUUGCUGAUCUCAACUCUAACACCAACUUGAAUUUCUGUGGUGCAGAAGACAGGAGAAGUCCACCAUCUUUUCAGUGUAGUAGGAAUGAUUACAAUGUUCCGUUGAGUGCCAAUGAUUAUGGGAAAGGGGAGCCUGAUGCUGAGGACCCUGUUGUAGAAUCUAUGUUAGUUGUCAAUGAUGAUGAUGUGAUGGAACCAAGCUUGCAUAAGUAUGUGACAUUGAAUAGGGGUGGUUCAUUUGGUGGGGUGGACAUGGACGAUCAAGAGUCUUCAGGAAGCAACAGCUUCACGGUGAGUAGUGGUCAACAGCACUGGGGGAUUUCUUCUUCAUCAUGGGAACCAAGUUCUGUUGAAUCAAAAGAUAGUUGGACUUCAAGAUUGAACUGCUCCAGAGAGGAAAGUCUGAAAAGUCCUUUAGGCUUGGAAGGGAGGGUAUCAUCUGAAGCAGGGUGUGAUGUGGAUGGAGUUGGGAAGAGAUUGAAUAGCAAAAGGAGACAGUGUGAUCAUCAGCACGGCAGUGGGAUAGGGCGUGGCAGGCUUGGUGCCAAUAAAGUUCUUCACAACAUACCUGUUGUCACAGCAUCUACACCCACAUAGAUGUGUUGAAUGAAUUCACUUCCAUGUUGUAACUUAAAUACUCGACAAGUUUAACAUUCCUUCUGUUUGGAGUUGCCCACUUUGCAGCCAGUUCUCAUUUAAUUAAGGUCAAAAUUAACAAUUCUGACCACUCAUCUCUUCACUUGUAGCUUUAUGUUUUUUAUUUCUUCAAAUUAUAAACAGGUGAUUGGUCAUACUUUUUAGCUU
Cajanus cajan (pigeon pea) is the source of this 2557-nucleotide messenger RNA. RefSeq lists its product as uncharacterized. Lineage: Eukaryota; Viridiplantae; Streptophyta; Magnoliopsida; Fabales; Fabaceae. The record is from RefSeq and is a predicted model, not a curated record.